This is a messenger RNA of Suricata suricatta (meerkat), 3785 nucleotides long. RefSeq names its product zinc finger protein 74 (gene ZNF74). Lineage: Eukaryota; Metazoa; Chordata; Mammalia; Carnivora; Herpestidae. Bases 476 to 2485 code for a protein of 669 amino acids. Gene Ontology annotation, biological process: regulation of transcription by RNA polymerase II. The record is from RefSeq and is a predicted model, not a curated record. The transcript has 5 exons. Gene Ontology annotation, molecular function: DNA-binding transcription factor activity; RNA polymerase II cis-regulatory region sequence-specific DNA binding.
CACUUUUUCGCAGCGGUUGCUGAGCUGUUCCUUUGUGGCCGUGGGUCGGCUUUUGUGGGAGGUCAGCCCCGCUUGCUCGCGCAUCCGUCCGAGCGUCGGUCCGUCUGUCUGUCCACCGAGGGGCCACGCUCUACGCCAGCUGCCUCCGGACGGCUGAGCUUGAGGCCGGCCCUGGUCGCGGCGCGCAGUGCCCCGGGAGGAGUGUGUGACAGGCUGCGUGGGGCGCGGGUGAUGGGGCGUGAGCGCAGCCUCGGGUGUGGGGCGCUUGCUGACUGCCUGACCCCGACCUUUGGGGGAGCGCAGGAGGCUCAGCGUGCGUGACCGUGCAGCCGAGAGUGCGUGGGUGACCCCACAGCGCGCCCCUGCAGGCUGUCCCUGAGCUCCAGGAGCAGGACCCUCGCCUCUGGGCCUGGCCUGGGGCCCAGGAGGCUGCAGAGCUCCCCCACGCCUCCGGGGAAUACUGCCGAGGGGCGCCAUGGAGACCCCUGCCCCGAAGCCCCAGGAGACAGCUCUGCCCUCCCAGGAGCCUGCUUUUACCCUCAAAAAGAAUCCAGAGGAUAAAUUGGGUCAGGGUAUCGUGGAAGCCAGGUCCAAGGAAUCAGUGACUUUCAAGGAUGUGGCUGUGGACUUCACACAGGAGGAGUGGGGCCAGCUAGACUCCCCUCAGAGGGCCUUGUACCGUGAUGUGAUGCUGGAGAACUACCAGAACCUUCUUGCCCUGGCAGGGCCCCCAGUCUGCAAGCCAGAUGUGAUCUCCCACCUGGAACGGGGCGAGGAGCCAUGGUGGAUGCCCAGAGAAGCCCCUGGAGGGGCUUAUCCAGAGGGGGAGUCUGGGCCUGAGGUGAAGGAUGAGUCGUAUCAACAACAGGGCGUUUACAAGGAAGAGCCUUCGCAGGAGCCCAUCACUGAGCCACUGGCGAGGUGCAGCGUCCACAGCCUCAGUCUGGGUAAUGGGUGGCCUCCGGAGGGUCCAGCAGCCACUCUGGCGAGGGGUGAGGCCAUGCUGCAGAGGCCAACACCCACCAGCUGCCCGAACAUUUCCCUGGAGGGGCACUGGCAGGACCAUGAGGCAUCUGAGAAGGAUUCCCCGCCCGAGUGCACCCUCUUCACCUCCCAGGGCAUUCCUGAAGAAGCAGACCCUCCUAAGGGGCCCACUGAGGGCUUCCAGUUUGGCGAGGCAACCACCAAGAACCGGAGAACAGGUGCUGGGAGAGGCCCGUGCAAGUCCAGUGACUGCAGUGAAUACCCGGUCCCGAGAAGGCGGCAGGCCGUGGCCUCCGGGGAUGGCCUCUUCACAUGUGGCGAGUGCGGGAAAGCCUUCCGCCAGAGCUCGUCCUUGACCCUGCACCGGCGGUGGCAUGCGCGGGAGAAAGCCUACAAGUGCCACGAGUGCGGCAAGGCCUUCACCUGGAGCACCAACCUCAUUGAGCACCAGCGCAUCCACACCGGCGAGAAGCCCUUCUUCUGCGGCGAGUGCGGCAAGGCCUUCAGCUGCCACUCGUCGCUGAACGUGCACCACAGGAUCCACACGGGCGAGCGGCCCUACAAGUGCAGCGCCUGCGAGAAGGCCUUCAGCUGCAGCUCGCUGCUCAACAUGCACCUGCGCGUGCACACAGGCGAGAAGCCCUACCAGUGCGGCGCGUGCGGCAAGGCCUUCAACCAGAGGACGCACCUGACGCGCCACCAGCGCAUCCACACGGGCGAGAAGCCCUACAAGUGCGACGCGUGCGGCAAGGCCUUCACCUGCCACUCGUCCCUGACCGUGCACGAGAAGAUCCACAACGGGGACAAGCCGUUCAAAUGCGGCGACUGCGACAAGGCCUUCAACAGCCGCUCGCGCCUCACGCUGCACCAGCGCAUCCACACAGGCGAGAAGCCCUUCAAGUGCGGCGCGUGCGGCAAGGCCUUCAGCUGCCACUCGUACCUGGUGGUGCACCAGCGCAUCCACAGCGGCGAGAAGCCCUUCAAGUGCAACGAGUGCGGCAAGGCCUUCAGCUCCCACUCCUACCUCAUCGUGCACCAGCGCAUCCACACGGGGGAGAAGCCCUUCGACUGCAGCCGCUGCUGGAAGGCCUUCAGCUGCCACUCGUCCCUCAUCGUGCACCAGCGCAUCCACACCGGGGAGAAGCCCUACAAGUGCCGCGAGUGCGGGAAGGCCUUCAGCCAGAACCACUGUCUCAUCAAACAUCAGAAAGUCCACGCCGGGGAGAAGUCGUUCCGAUGCGAGGAGUGUGGGGAAAUGUUCGGCUGGAGUGCCCACCUCGCCGAACACCAGAGAAGCCACAGCGAGGAGAAGCCCUUCGCCCUCCAGUUCAACAAGCACUUACUGAGCACCUACUAUGUGCCGGGCAGCCUGCUGGGCGCCGGGGGCACGGGUGUGAGCCACGUGGACCCGCUCAACGCGCUGGACGUGGCAGAGCUCCUGUGCGUGGUGCAGCCCUCGGCCAGCAGGACUUUCCCGCUGGGCAACAAACCUGGAAAUUAGCGCAGUGCUGGCCGUCUCCACCUCGCAGCUUCCGCAGAAGCUCUGCAGCUCAGACGCACAUGCCUCAGGUUCAAGACUGGCCCUGCUGCCUGAGCCAUCUCCCCACACUGGGACACCUCUUUGAGUGGUGGGCACCACCCUGGGAAAGUCCGCACAGGAGGAGAGAAGACAUGAUGGUGUCCCAUCAUCCUAUUUUCCUUAACAGGCUUACAAGUCACGGAUGUGGGGAGUAGAUCUUACCUGAGGACAAAAAGAAGGUAUAUCGAUCAUUGUGUCCUAAGGACUAGCUCCUGGCAUGAUUUCAAUUAGGAAUUUCCUUUGUACGCUGUUAUGUUUAGAAUAAUAAUAAUGGUAAUAAUAGAAAUGAGCAGAAGAUGUGUGAACAGUAUUCCUUCCAGGGGAGCAUUGUUCUGUUCCAGGAGAGGAGAAUAAUCUUCAAUGGCAGGGGUUUGGGAAAAGGCAGAUUUCCUGGCCUCGCUUCAUUGAAGCAGCUCUGCUGUUAGUGACAGCACCUCGGUCUGAGAAGACGGCCUGGCACCAGCAUGGCCGGGUCCUGACAUGCCCACUUUGCGCUGGUGGGAAGCGAUGAGCCCAGCAUUCCUCCAGGGUGCGGUGUUGGGAUAGAUUUGUCUAGAAGCGCACCUUCUCCCAGGCCUGUGAGUCUGCCCACAGGACCUCCCUCUGCUCACCGGCUCAGCCCUGUGGGAGGACCCCCUCCGAGGGGACCUGUCCUGUGCUCUCUGCAGAGGUGGACAGCAUUCAUCUGGAAUUAAUGUUUGUUCCUCGCAGUCCUAAGCAAACCCAAGCUGCUUUCUCUCAGUGAUAAUACUUUACAUUUAUAUAGAGAGCUAUAGUUUAUGAAAUGCUUUUUAGUAUACUUUUUAAAUUAUGGCAGCAAAAUAACCACAUUUCGGGAAAUUAAGGAAAAGACUCCCAUAAUUGCUAAUAAAACUGCAUUUCGCACUUUGAUACUUUACCUUCUGCUUGUUUCAAAGUGGAUUUUUUACAUUACUGCAAACAUAGUGUACAUAUCACUUUAAUCUUUUUUUCCCACCUACUGCAUAGCAGACUUUUUUCCCAAGUAACUACACUAUCCUUGGAGUUAGAGUUUUAAAUGGAGGCAUAGCAUUCUGUUAAAUAUUCUUUUGUUAGAUGUUGAAGUUAUUUCCAUGUUUUCAUUAUUACAAAUCAUUUCACUGUUAUAAACUGUUCUUCAUAGGACAACUUUUUGGGUUAUGGUUUUUUGUUUUUGUUUUUGUUUUAAGAUUUAAUUUUGGGGGCACCUGGGUGGCUCAGUUAA